Messenger RNA from Ipomoea triloba (trilobed morning glory), 1489 nucleotides. Its product is annotated as CASP-like protein 5C1. The coding region runs from base 703 to 1170 and encodes 155 amino acids. The record is from RefSeq and is a predicted model, not a curated record. Gene Ontology annotation, cellular component: membrane. Lineage: Eukaryota; Viridiplantae; Streptophyta; Magnoliopsida; Solanales; Convolvulaceae. The transcript is spliced from 3 exons.
ACUUAUACCUUAUGAUCGUUUACUACUAAGGUUACAAUGUAUGAUUCACCUCUUAGGCACUUUCAAAUACUUGUAAUGGACUUUCUGUAUAUUGAAAAAACUCCUAACAGAUUCUCCUAGCCUGCAAGUUGGAUCAACUUUUGUUAUGGGCCAAUGCUCUCCAGUCAAUCGUCACAUAUUCUAUACAACCAACCUACUUUCCCCUAACUAGGCAUUAUACAAUCGCCUCAAAAAUUCAUAGCCAUCUCUCUAAAGAAUGGUGGUUCGUGACUCCACCUGUCUGUCCACCAUUCGUUGGGCCGUCUGGCGUACUGAGUUGAAAUUGCAGGUGGUUCGGUUUUUGAAAGGAAAUACCAACAGCAAAAAAGAAAAAGGCACAAGAGGAAAGGGACCGAUAUCCAACCAGCUUCAAUUCCAUGGCGAAUUGAAAUUGUUGAGAUCGUGAAGGCGUGGUGGAGCUUGUGAAAGUUGGAGUCACAGGCUGAUGCGGAUGACGUGUACGUAUGUUCAUAUCCGAAAUUUCAAUUUCCGGCAGCAACGAUUGAGAAUUGUGUAUGUUGAGUUACUUGAGUAGUGUGAUGAUGAUGAUGAUGAUAAGCUUGUUGGACAGGGAAUGCGAUUGCUGUUGCCGCGAUCACUCUCGUCUUCAUCGAUCAGUUAAAAUUUUGCAGCGAAUAUAUAUCGCGUACGUUCUGGUAGGGUAUGGCGAUGAAUGAAGACGUACCGGGCGCCGUGGGGACAGGAGCGAGCUUUGCUUUGAGAUUGGGGCAGGCCGCCUUCUCAACCGCCUCUCUUCUUUUCAUGUCUUUAGGAGUUGAAUUCUUUAGCUACACUGCCUUCUGUUUCUUGGUUACAAUCAUGGGUUUGGUCAUUCCCUGGAGUGUCACUUUGGCACUGGUUGAUGGAUACUCUCUGCUCAUCAAGUGCCCGAUUCGUCAGCGGGGAAUUCUUCUGGUCAUCAUCGUGGGAGAUUGGGCGUUAUCGUUCCUCACCCUAGCGGGGGCUAGCUCCACUGCGGGUGUUGUGGAUCUUCUCCUGAAAACGGAUGGAGCAUUGUGUCCUUCAAAGCUAUGCAAUAGAUAUCAAAUAUCUGCAGCCAUGGCCUUCCUUACAUGGUUUCUUUCCAUGACUUCAUCACUUUCCAAUCUUUGGCUACUUCCUUCCUUGUGAUGAUUGUUAGUUGAUUUUGUACACCUCACUAAUUUACACCCAAAAUGUAUUCUUCUUGCGCACAAACUUCUGCAGAAGUCGGGAGAAACUAGGAAAAAAACAACACACACAGAGACAAUUGUAUGUCCAGAUUUUGCCUGGUAACAAGAAUUUGAAAUGGGUCCUCUUAGAUGUCUUUGGGUGCCCAAAAUCUAUAUGGAUCAUUGUAUAUUUGUACGCAGUCAAAGGAUUCUUGAUUGUUGUAGUCUUGUAGAGAUACUUUCAAAUCCCCGGUAAACGGCGCCGUUUUAUCAAUCCAAUUGUUCACUUUGCUUUUCGA